AUGCUUGAAAAGGCCAAGCAGAAGAAUGUCUAUAAAAAGGUGAUGUGUAUGAGGCUUGGUCCUGAGGUGCUGGAUAUCCCUGAUGACACGUACGAUGCUGUCAUGAUGACAGGAGCGGUAGGUGAUGCUCAUAUGAAUGGAAGUUGCUUUGCAGAAUUCAUUCGUAUUGUCAAACCAGGUGGUUACGUGGUUAUGGACACCAUUGUUAAAUACAUAAAUGGCAGUGAAUAUGGAGGCAAGAGCUGGGAUGAGUUAAUAGAUGACUUCCUCAUGGCAGGACGCUGGGUCACGUUGACCAGACGAAAGGUGGAGAACGCGUUUAACAGUCUUGACGGAAUGCAAUACGCGUUUCAAGUGAAGUAA
Molecule: messenger RNA, 363 nt
Organism: Lingula anatina
Lineage: Eukaryota; Metazoa; Brachiopoda; Lingulata; Lingulida; Lingulidae
Product: methyltransferase-like protein 27
Molecular function (GO): S-adenosylmethionine-dependent methyltransferase activity
Source: RefSeq, a predicted model, not a curated record